Molecule: messenger RNA, 474 nt
Organism: Staurois parvus
Lineage: Eukaryota; Metazoa; Chordata; Amphibia; Anura; Ranidae
Source: the annotation of a GenBank genome assembly
UUGUCCAGCGUCCCCCCUCCAGAUGUCACCUAUACUUUGUCUCUCCCCAGUUCUAUCAUUGACAGGGGACUGCUUUCUGCUUUGCAGCUUGAAGCUAUUGUAUAUGCUUGCCAGCAACAUGAAGUAAUCCUACCUAGCAGACAGAGAGCUGGAUUUCUGGUUGGAGAUGGUGCUGGUGUCGGAAAGGGGCGUACUGUUGCUGGCAUUAUUCUGGAGAAUUACCUGAGGGGAAGAAAGAAAGCUCUGUGGUUUAGUGUAUCCAAUGACCUGCGCUGUGAUGCAGAGCGAGAUCUACGUGACAUUGAUGCCAGUUGUAUUCCAGUUCAUGCCCUAAGCAAGAUCAAAUAUGGAGACACAUCUGCCUCUGAAGGUGUCUUAUUUGCCACUUAUUCAGCACUUAUUGGUGAGAGCCAAGCUGGAGGUCAACACCGUACACGAAUUAAACAAAUACGAGACUGGUGUGGUGAGAAUUUU